Capsaspora owczarzaki ATCC 30864 is the source of this 1537-nucleotide messenger RNA. Its product is annotated as DNA-damage inducible protein. The record is from RefSeq and is a predicted model, not a curated record. The transcript is spliced from 7 exons. Gene Ontology annotation, biological process: proteolysis. Gene Ontology annotation, molecular function: protein binding; aspartic-type endopeptidase activity. Lineage: Eukaryota; Filasterea; Ministeriida; Capsasporidae. The coding region runs from base 27 to 1478 and encodes 483 amino acids.
CGCGCAAUUCCUCUCGUCUCGUCUCGAUGCUGAGAAUCACAGUCACCACGGAAUCGGAGCACACCUACUUUUUGGAGGUUGCAGACGACAUGGAGUUGCAAGACUUUCAGGCGCUCGUCGAGGCUGAGAGUGGCGUUCCCAUGGCUGAACAACGCUUGAUUCACAACGGCAAGGCACUCGCAGGCGCAAACAAGGCCCUCGGUGCGCUUGGCGUUGGAGUGGACGACGUAAUUCUCUUGGCUCGUCGAACUCAACAGAGUCAACAGCGAACCGCCGCAGCUCCCAGACAACAGACCCACGCUGCGUCGUCUGGCAACAGCAACGACCCCAACGAUCCAAUGGUGCUGAGGCAGACCAUCCAGAACGACCCAGCCUUGCUUGCGCGCAUUCGACAUAACGACCCCGAGCUUGCGGACGCGGCAAUGGAGCUCAACCCCGCCAGAUUCGUCGGGCUGAUUCGCACACGCCAUGCCGAGCAGCGCGAGCGUCAGCGACAAGAAAUGGCGCUGCUCACCUCCGACCCCUUUGACGUUGAGGCCCAGCGCAAGAUCGAGGCUGCCAUCGAGGCCCAGAACAUUGCCGCCAACCUCGAGUCGGCCAUGGAGUACAACCCGGAGGCCUUUGGCACCGUGGUCAUGCUCUACGUCGAUGUCUUUGUCAACAAGGUCCCCGUGAAGGCGUUUGUCGAUUCUGGCGCUCAAAUGACCAUCAUGAGCGACACUUGCGCCACGCGAUGCGGCAUCAUGCGAUUGGUCGACAAGCGCUUUGCUGGUAUUGCCCGAGGUGUCGGCCAUGCCAAAAUUCACGGCCGUGUUCACUCGGCUGAGGUUCAAAUCGGCACCAACUUUCUGCCAUGUUCCUUCUCCGUGAUGGAAAACCAGCCAAUGGACAUGCUGAUUGGCCUUGAUUUUCUCAAACGGUUUCAGUGUGUCAUCGACCUUCGACGGAACGUUUUGGUGAUUGGCACCACGGAAUCCGAGACCCCGUUCUUGGCCGAGAAGGACCUGCCGCUUUCCGCCCGCCCCGGUGGCGGUGAACUAACAGAGGAAGAGCGUGCUUUGCUCAACAAACCGUCCGCCACCACCUCCUCGAGCUCAGCAACCACGCCAGCCAGAUCGACAACUUCCACGCCCGUGGAGGUCCCUCCGCCAGUCUCCACACCCAGCUCCACGCCAAUCAGCCGCGAAGCGUCUCAAACUCGUGCGCCCCUGGCGUCCCAGCAACUCCCAAACUUUUCCAAUUUCAUGGGCCAACCUGCAGCAACAGCUGGUUUCCCUCAACAGCAACAACAACAACAGCAACAACAACAACAACAGCAGCAGCAACAGCAGCCACCGCCGGUCCAACUCAGGCAAUCUGAUAUUGAUGCGCUUACUGGGCUGGGAUUUUCGGCCGAACAAGCACGCACUGCUCUUCAGAAUGCUGGAGGCAAUGUUGACAUAGCUGCCAGCUAUCUUUUCGCCAUGACCGAGUAUUGAACACUGUGUUCUUUUGUUAUCGCGACCAAAUACAACGAUGGAAAUCAAUAUGAUUAUAC